Molecule: messenger RNA, 1005 nt
Organism: Neoarthrinium moseri
Lineage: Eukaryota; Fungi; Ascomycota; Sordariomycetes; Amphisphaeriales; Apiosporaceae
Exons: 3
Coding region: 1-1005 (334 amino acids)
Biological process (GO): proteasome-mediated ubiquitin-dependent protein catabolic process; protein deubiquitination
Cellular component (GO): proteasome regulatory particle, lid subcomplex
Molecular function (GO): proteasome binding; metallopeptidase activity; protein binding
Source: RefSeq, a predicted model, not a curated record
AUGGAUCGGUUGAACAGAAUGCUGGCGGGCGCCGGCGGCAUGGGUGGUCUUGGCGCUGCUCCAGGCUCCGACAACUCGAAUCUCAUCGACAACUCCGAGACCGUCUACAUCUCCUCGCUCGCCCUGUUAAAGAUGUUGCGCCACGGCCGCGCAGGUGUUCCCAUGGAGGUCAUGGGUCUGAUGCUGGGAGAGUUCGUUGACGACUUCACCGUCCGCGUGGUAGACGUCUUCGCCAUGCCCCAGAGCGGUACAGGUGUCAGUGUCGAGGCUGUCGACCCCGUAUUCCAGCAGAAGAUGAUGGACAUGUUAACACAAACGGGACGGCCCGAGUCCGUCGUCGGCUGGUACCACUCGCAUCCCGGUUUCGGCUGCUGGCUUUCGUCGGUCGAUAUCAACACCCAGCAGUCCUUCGAGCAGCUGACCCCCCGCGCCGUCGCCGUUGUCGUCGACCCCAUCCAGUCCGUCAAGGGCAAGGUCGUCAUUGACGCCUUCCGUCUCAUCAACCCCCAGUCUCUGAUGCUCGGCCAGGAGCCGCGACAGAGCACCUCCAACUUGGGCCACCUCAACAAGCCCUCCAUCCAGGCCUUGAUCCACGGCCUGAACCGACACUACUACUCGAUCGGCAUCAACUACCGAAAGACGGCCCUGGAGGAGAACAUGCUGAUGAACCUGCACAAGCACGUCUGGACCGAGGCCCUGCAGAUGGAGGACUUCAGACACGAGGGCGAGCACAACAAGGAGCGCUUCCAGCAACUGGUCACCCUGGCCGAUGGCUACGAGAAGAGGGUGAGGGAGGAGACUGAGCUGACUAAGGACCAGCUCAAGACCCGCUAUGUUGGCAAGCUCGACCCCAAGAAGCAUCUGGAGGAUGUCGGCCAGCAGCUCAUCGAGGACAACAUCGUCUCGGUGUCGAGGCAAAUGAUCGACAAGGAGGCCACCAUGCCCAAGAAGGACGGCGCCGCGAACGGUCAAGCAAACGGCGACCACAUGGAUGUGGAGGAGUAG